AUGAUCAAGAACCAACGAUGGCUGAACGGACCUGAUUUCCUGUUGAAGGAAGAACAACACUGGCCACUCCCACCUGUUGUUCUCAAGGGGCCCUACCUAGAUGUACUACCCGAUACUCUGCAGAGUGAUCCCGAGGUGAAGAAAGUUGUCCAGUCUUACUCCAUAGUUGAGAAGGAUUGUGUAAAGGAGUUCCUGAGUAUCUACUCAGGAACUUCUGUACACAAUCCUUCUCAGCUAUGGAAGUUGCAGAGAGCUGAGAGAGACGUCAUCAAAUACACCCAGCGUCCGUCGUUCCGUAACGAGAUUGCUGUACUUGAGGCUCAUGCAGAUGACAACAGAAGGACCACCAAGAAGAGUAAGAAAGUUCCGAAAGCGCUCCACAAAUUGAGCCCCAUCUUGGUGGAUGGAAUUCUGCGUGUAGGUGGACACCUUGAGAAUGCGCCAAUCCAACUCGACAUCAAGCAUCCAAUUAUCCUGCCGAGCGAUCACCAGGUGACGAGGCUGCUGAUCGAACAUCAUCAUCUCAAGCUGAUGGGUGAGCUGCCAGCAGAAAGAGUCACUCCAGAGAAGCCCCCCUUUACAUACGUGGGCGUGGACUACUUCAGUCCACUUUACGUAAAACAAGGACGCAGCCAUGUCAAGAGAUACGUACGUGUCUUCACGUGUCUUACAAUGAGGGCCAUACAUAUAGAAAUUGCUCACUCACUCGACACAGACGCCUUCAUAAACGCUUUGCGGCGGUUCAUCAGCAGGAGAGGUACACCAGAAAAGAUCAGGAGUGACAAUGGUACCAACUUCACGGAUGGAGAGCGUGAGUUGCGGGAGAGUAUUGCAUCACUGAACGAGCAGAAGUUUGGAGACUAUCUUCAUCAACGAGGAAUUGAGUGGCAAUUCAACCCACCGACGGCAAGUCAACGGAGUCUGGGAGGGGAUGAUAUGUUAUCUGUUCGAAAGAUCCUCAAGAAUCUCCUUCAAGAACAGGUGGUAUGUGAUGAGGUGCUACUUACCUUGAUUGCUGAAGUGGAGGCUAUCUUAAACGCGAGACCGCUCACACAGCUCAGCUUGGACCCCCGUGACGAAGAGCCAUUGACUCCAGACUGA
This is a messenger RNA of Patiria miniata (bat star), 1101 nucleotides long. RefSeq lists its product as uncharacterized. The record is from RefSeq and is a predicted model, not a curated record. Gene Ontology annotation, biological process: DNA integration. Bases 1 to 1101 code for a protein of 366 amino acids. Gene Ontology annotation, molecular function: nucleic acid binding. The transcript has 3 exons. Lineage: Eukaryota; Metazoa; Echinodermata; Asteroidea; Valvatida; Asterinidae.